Molecule: messenger RNA, 6667 nt
Organism: Petromyzon marinus (sea lamprey)
Lineage: Eukaryota; Metazoa; Chordata; Hyperoartia; Petromyzontiformes; Petromyzontidae
Source: RefSeq, a predicted model, not a curated record
AGAGGAGAGAGAUAAAGAGAGCGAGAUAGAGAGAGAAAGAGAUAGCGAGAGAGAGGAGAGAUGACGAGGAGCCACGCGGCACACCACAUCCAGGAGAUCCCCCGGACCACGUCUCCGUCGGCAGGCGAGAGAUCGCGCGCGAGAGAUGCAACUGUGCCCGCGUAGUGCGCGAGAGGGAGAGGAAAGGGGAGAGAUAAACGGGAGAGAGAGAGAGGGAGAGAGUGGGAGGGAGGGAGAGAGGGGAGAGAGAGGGGGGGGAGAGAGAGACACAGAGGGGGAGGGAGAGCGUUCUUGAACAGACCUCUCCGCACCCACGGUGCCCUUCAGAAUCUCUGCGCCCUCGAGUCGACCGCGAGACGGACUCCUGCCCGACUACGGAGCGACUGACGGUCCUACGGACUGGCCGACUGGCUGGCUGUCUGACUGACUGACCGUCUGACUAACCGUAUGAUUGCCCGACUGACUGACUGAUUGUCCGACUGACUGACUGUCUGACUGACUGACCGUCUGACUAACCGUAUGAUUGCCCGACUGACUGACUGAUUGUCCGACUGACUGUCUGACUGACUGACCAUCUGAUUGCCCGACUGGCUGACUGAUUGUCCGACUGACUGACUGUCUGACUGACUGACCAUCUGACUAACCGUAUGUUUGCCCGACUGACUGAUUGCCCGACUGACUGACUGACCGUCUGACUAACCGUCUGAUUGCCCGACUGGCUGACUGAUUGUCCGACUGACUGGCUGACCGUCUGACUAACCGUCUGAUUGCCCGACUGACUGGCUGACCGUCUGACUAACCGUCUGAUUGCCCGACUGGCUGACUGAUUGCCCGACUGACUGGCUGACCGUCUGACUAACCGUCUGAUUGCCCGACUGGCUGACUGAUUGCCCGACUGGCUGACUGACUGUCUGACUGACGGUCUGACUGUCUAACUGCCUGACUGACCAUCUGAUUAGCCGUCUGACUGAUUGUCCGACUGUCCGACUGUCUAACUGACUGCCUGACCAUUUGACUGACUGUAAAUAUGCCUAUCUGACCGGCUACCUACCAGUCCACCAGCCAGUCUGCCUACCUACCAACAUGCCCUCUCUGCCCAUGUGACUAGCCCACGUACUCGCCCUGCCUGCUCUACUGCCUACGAGUCUGACCGAGAGUACCUGACUGAGUAACCCGACUAUCUGAUUGAGAAUUCGCACGAAUGCCUGGCUCAGUGUACGAUUAAGUACCAGACCGCGUACAUGACACUGCAACUGAGUGCCUGGCUGAGUAACUGAGUACCCGAACAUCUGACUUAGUACCAUUCUGGGAACGUGACUAUCUUACUGAUCGCCCGCCUGGGUGCCCGACUGAGGAGGACGUGGCCGAGUAGCCUGGCCGGGAAGCUCUGCUCGCCCAGGAUAUCCAACCACGUCAGGAUGGUACGCGCAGUUUGCACGACUCUGAAAACGCGAUUCGCAGGGGCGCGUGCGUGACGUCCGCCCCGAUGGACGUGCGGGCGGUCGUGCUGUGGGCGGCGGUCGCUUCCUGCGCUCUGAGCCGAGGGGGCGGUGCUGGGGCUGCCCUUCGUCAACUCGACGGUCCAGGUGUGGCCGGCCCUGAUGUGGAGGACACCCUCGGUACGGAGUCAGCUGUUCCCUCCCCUGGCGUGGGAGCCGCCGCCCCCGUCCAGGUCGACCUCUGCUCCUGGCCGUGCUCGUGCUCCGAGCGCGAGGGCGCCUGGGAGGUGGACUGCGAGGCCAAGGGGUUGGGGCCGGCCUCGGCGCUGCCGCCGCCGCCCUCGGGCGCCCGCUCCUACCGCCUCUACCUGGCGCGCAACCCCCUGGGCCGCCUGGCGCCCGGCGACCUCGCCAACCACAGCGGCGCCGUGCUCGCGCACCUCGGCAGCGCCGAGAUCGACGACAUCGAGGACGGCACGUUCGUCGGCUUGCGGUCGCUCAAGAAGCUUUUCCUCAACGGCAACAACCUGGAGUCUCUGCGCAACGACACCCUGCGGGGGCUGGACUCCCUGGAGUACCUGCAGGCCGACUACAACCUCCUCAGCUACCUGGAGGCCGGAGCGUUUGCCACCACCCCGCGUCUCAAGGUCCUCAUCCUCAACGACAACCUCCUCGCGUCGCUGCCCGCACACUGCCUGCGCCCCGUGUCGCUCACGCACCUCGACCUGCGGGGCAACCGCCUGCGCUCCCUCGCCUACGGGGGCCUCCUCGAGCACCUCAACCGCGUGCUCGAGCUGCAGCUCGACGAGAACCCCUGGAACUGCUCCUGCGACCUGCUCAGCAUGCGCCGCUGGCUCGACAGCGUCCCCUACUCGGCGCUGCUCGGCGACGUCACGUGCGAGACGCCGUUCCGCCUCCACGGCAAGCACCUCCGGGACCUCCCGCGCUCCGAGCUGUGCCAGCGGCGGGCCGCGUCGCAGCCCGGCGGUGGUGGCGGUGGUGCCGGCGGUGCCGGAGGCGGUGGUGCCGGAGGCGGUGGUGCCGGCGCGUCGGGAGGGAGAUUGUCUCGCGGAAACAGCCACGGCGGCGGUGGCGGCGGUCACAACGUUCACAACCAACAGCAGCCGAACCAACGCAACGACCACCACGGCCACCACCACCACGGCCACCACCACCACCACCAGCAGAAGACACAGCAGCAGCAGCAGCAGCGGCAGGGGCACGGUGAUCGCAAGGGCGACGGCGGCGGCGGCGGCGGCGGUGACAGAGAAGAGCGGACGGUGAAAAAAUCGAAGAGGCCACCGGAUGACGGCGGCGGCGGCGGCGGCGGCAACAACGUGACGACGGAGAGCGGCGGCGGCGGCGGCGGCGGCCGCGAGGUCCCGAAGUCGUCGGCGUCGUUUUCCUCGUCGCUCGCCUCCACGACGGCCGCCACAACAACAACGACGACGACGACGGCGGCGGAGCUCGCCGCCACGACGCCGCCGGUGGGGCCGGCGACGACGACGGUGGCGCCGCGCGCCUCCUCCACGCGCCACCCCAAGGCCACGGUGCGAAACCCGCGGCCGUCCACGCGCUCCACCAGCCAUCACCACCAUCAGCAGCAGCAGCAGCAUCAGCACGGCCAUCACCACCAUCACCAGCAGCAGCACAACCAGCGCCCCCCCAUCCCCGUGCAGUGCCCCUCCGCGUGCUCCUGCGUGGUGCACACCGCCGACCUGGGCCUCAGCGUGAACUGCCAGGAGCGCGGCAUCGAGCGCCUCUCCUCGCUGCACCCGCGGCCCGGCGACCCCAAGAAGCUCUACCUCACGGGCAACGCCCUGGCGCGGGUGAUGCGCGGGGACUUCGAGGGCCUCCGCGGCCUCGACCUCCUGCACCUGGCCGCCAACCGCAUCGCGUACGUCGAGGAGGGCUCCUUCGGGGACCUCGGCGGUCUCCGGCGGCUGCACCUCAACGGCAACGACCUCGCGCGGCUCACGCCGGGGAUGCUGGCCGGCCUGCGUGGCCUGCAGUACCUGUACGCGGAGUACAACGUGCUGCGCGAGGUGGCGCCCGGCACGUUCGAACGCACGCCCGAGCUGCGCCUGCUCUUCCUCAACAACAACCUGCUGCGCUGGCUGCCCGCCGGGGCGUUCGCGUCGACGCCCGCCCUCGCGCGCCUCAACCUGCGCGGGAACCACUUCAGGGCGCUUCCCGUGGCCGGGGUGCUCGACCGCAUCAGCGCGCCGCUCGUGCAGGUGGACCUCCACGAAAACCCGUGGGACUGCACGUGCCCCCUGGCCGACCUCCGCCGGUGGAUGCUCGAGGAGCUGAGCGCCGGCAUCGUCGUCGGCGAGGUGACCUGCGAGUCCCCGGUGCGACUCGCCGGGCGCGACGUCCGCUCACUGCCCUGGGAGGCGCUGUGCCCUCUCCCGCACGGCGGGGGCGGCGGCGGGGCUGCGGCGGCCCUCGCCCCGGCGGCCCCCGCCAUCACCGGGCGGCCUCAGCCCGCGGCCGUCUCCCCGCCGUCGCCGGUCGGCGAGGGCCCCGGACGACCCCUCCCGCCGGCGGCCGACGCCGGGACCGCCGGACCCGGCGCGUCGGAGGUCUCGGCCGUUCCCCUCUCGGUGCUCAUCCUCAGCCUCCUGGCCGUGUUCGUGGCGACCGUCUUCGCCGCCGCGGGCCUCCUCGUCUUCGUGCUCCGGAGGCGGAGGCUCGGGCAGGCGGUCGGCGGAGGAGCGGGUGGAGGAGUCGGCGGAGGAGGAGGAGGAGGAGGAGCGGGCAGGGCGGUCGUGCUCAAGCACAAGCGGGGAGUCUCCGGCGGCAGAGGGCAGGACGUGAGCUCCGCUGGGCUGCAUCUGCGCUACGCCAUCUAUGGCCACGGCUGCUCGGCCUCCUCCGAGCGCGGCGCCAAAGCCGCCGCCGCCGCCGCUGAGCGUGCCAUGCUAACGGCUGCGUCCGGCGGCGGCGGCGGCGGCGGCGGCACCGGCGGUGCCUACGACUCGUCGUCCGUCCACUUGCCGCGCUUCCUCGGCAGGAUGUGCCGCAACCCAAUCUACGCGCCGCCACGCGCCGAGUGGAUGAGUCCCAGCUCGGCCGGGGCCACCGUGGGUGGAAUCAUCACGGGCACCGCCACCGCCGCCACCACCUCCACCACCACCACCACCACCGGCGCCACCGCCGCCACCCUGGCCGACAUCUCGCCGGGCCGACUGAUAUUGUCGCACCUUCCCGGCGACGGCAUGGUUGGCCACCACCACCACCAAUACCACCAAUAUCACCACCUCCUCCACCAUCAACAGCAACAUCAACAUCACCAACAUCAGCAGCAGCUCAUACUGGACGACCACCACUUCCAGCAUCUUCAGCAUCUACACGAGCGACACCACCUCCUGCUGCAGCAGCAGGAGCACCAGCAGCACCAGCAGCACCAGCAGCAGCAGCAGGAGUUCCUGCUGGAGGUAGAAGCCGGACUGCGUCGGCAGGAGCUGAAGAUUUGCGAGGCCAUCACUCUGGCCGGUGUCGUGGAGUUACCGCAGCAGCAGCAGCAGCAGCUGCAGAUGCAACAGCAGGCGCCACGGUUGCUGGAGGCUGGCUGUCUGCUGGAGGCGAGCGGAGCCGAGUACCUGGAACUGCGAGCGAAAGUCCACGCGGACACGGACUACCUGGAGGUGCUGGAGAGGCAGGCGACGCUCCACCAGGCAUAGCGAGGAGAGAGGCGGAGUUUAGGUAGAGAGCGAAGGGAGGGAGGGAGGAAGGGAGGAAGGGGCACACGGGGUCUGUGGGUACACGGGGCCUGGGACACGGGACAUGGGACUUGGGUCUUGGGACACGGGAUGCAGGGCCUGAGACACGGAACAUGGGGCCUGGGACACGGGACAUGGGACGUGAGACACGGAACCUGGGACGCGGGAUCCUGAACACGGGGCACACAGGACAAGAGACACGGGAACGGGACGUGGGACACAGGGCACGUGACAGGAUACGCGAAUUGGGGGGCGUGGAACCUGGGAGCUAGGAAAUGGGACGCGAGACCCUGGACAUGGAACAUGCGACACGGGACCAUGGACACAGGCGCUCGUACGGCCUACGAUUCUACCGGUGUUGGCGAGCAGUGAGAGGUGUGAGAUUCUCUGGUAGUGGCGUGAGACCCGGAGUACAGAUGGAGAGGUACCCUGGUAGUGGUGUGAGACCCGGAGUACAGAUGGAGAGAUUGCCUGGUAGUGGCGUGAGACCUGGAGUACAGAUGGAGAGAUUCUCUGGUAGUGGCGUGAGACCCGGAGUACAGAUGGAGAGAUUGCCUGGUAGUGGUGUGAGACCCGGAGUACAGAUGCAGAGAUUCUCUGGUAGUGGUGUGAGACUUGGAGUACAGAUGGAGAGAUUCUCUGGUAGUGGCGUGAGACCCGGAGUACAGAUGGAGAGGUACUCUGGUAGUGGCGUGAGACCCGGAGUACAGAUGGAGAGGUACUCUGGUAGUGGCGUGAGACCCGGAGUACAGAUGGAGAGGUACUCUGGUAGUGGCGUGAGACCCGGAGUACAGAUGGAGAGAUUGCCUGGUAGUGGGGUGAGACCCGGAGUACAGACUGAGAGAUUGCCUGGUAGUGGCGUGAGACCCGGAGUACAGAUGGAGAGAUACUCUGGUAGUGGUGUGAGACCCGGAGUACAGAUGGAGAGAUUCUCUGGUAGUGGCGUGAGACCCGGAGUACAGAUGGAGAGGAACCCUGGUAGUGGCGUGAGACCCGGAGUACAGAUGGAGAGAUACUCUGGUAGUGGCGUGAGACCCGGAGUACAGAUGGAGAGGUACCCUGGUAGUGGUGUGAGACCCGGAGUACAGAUGGAGAGAUUGCCUGGUAGUGGCGUGAGACCCGGAGUACAGAUGGAGAGAUUCUCUGGUAGUGGCGUGAGACCCGGAGUACAGAUGGAGAGGUACCCUGGUAGUGGUGUGAGACCCGGAGUACAGAUGGAGAGAUUGCCUGGUAGUGGCGUGAGACCUGGAGAACAGAUCGAGAGAUUCUCUGGUAGUGGCGUGAGACCCAGAGUACAGAUGGAGAGAUACUCUGGUAGUGGAGUGAGACCCGGAGUACAGAUGGAGAGAUUGCCUGGUCGUGGCGUGAGACCCGGAGCACAGAUGGAGAGGUACCCUGGUAGUGGUGUGAGACCCGGAGUACAGAUCGAGAGAUUCUCUGGUAGUGGCGUGAGACCCGGAGUACAGAUGGAGAGAUACUCUGGUAGUGGAGUGAGACCCGGAG